UCACUCGCUCGAGAACACGCCGCCGCGUUAGCGCCAUCCGUCGCUAAGUCCGCCCGCCGUCGUCCUUCUCACCAGCACAUCCGUCAAAGCGAGCGUACACGCUCCCAAUAAAGACUGAAGAAACCCAUCUCCCGCAAGACAGACGUCGCUAAACUCGGUUUGGCCUCUCGAAUUCCGCGCAUCUGAACCUCGACCCUCGCCGAAAUUCGACCCAAACCCCGCUUAUGGGAUAGCCCUCUGACACUUUACUGCAGCCAGACGACUACGCGAAGAAACCAACGAUGAUUGCCCCCACCAACAAGCCGUCGCACGUACAGCACGAGCACCUGUCGUUUUUGAUCUUGGACGCCCCAAACGACACCAACCUCCCUCUGUACAUCAAGGAAUUCAAAAAGUACCAAGUCACCGACAUUGUGCGUGCCUGCGAGCCCACAUACUCUCGCUCUACGGUGGAAACUGCCGGGUUCAAGCUCCAUGAAAUGGAAUUUCCCGACGGGGAGCCCCCAAGCGGUGAGAUCAUCAACCAGUGGCUCGACUUGGUUGAAACCACCUUCAAAGACAACGCGAAACAAAACGCCGGGAACAAUACGAACGACAAGACGAUCGCCGUGCAUUGUGUCGCCGGGCUCGGCCGCGCCCCAGUCUUGGUGGCGAUCGCCUUGAUUGAAAACGGUCUUGACGUGAUCAACGCCGUCGAGCACAUUCGCCAAAGCCGCCGUGGCGCAAUCAACUUGCGCCAACUCAAAUACCUCGAAAAGUAUCAACCGAUCCGCAAGGACAAGGGCAAGUGCUCCAUCAUGUAGGCUGAUUCGAACGAACACAUCGAGCAUUCCGUGACUAAUAAUGCACGUCCCCACCGUCACACUCUUGUCAGGAUGGUGUUUCUCUCGCGA
Aphanomyces invadans is the source of this 893-nucleotide messenger RNA. RefSeq lists its product as hypothetical. Gene Ontology annotation, biological process: protein dephosphorylation. The transcript is spliced from 2 exons. NCBI's taxonomy places the organism in Eukaryota, Oomycota, Saprolegniomycetes, Saprolegniales, Verrucalvaceae. Gene Ontology annotation, molecular function: protein tyrosine phosphatase activity. The record is from RefSeq and is a predicted model, not a curated record. The coding region runs from base 282 to 803 and encodes 173 amino acids. Gene Ontology annotation, cellular component: nucleus.